This is a messenger RNA of Nezara viridula (southern green stink bug), 886 nucleotides long. The record is from the annotation of a GenBank genome assembly. Lineage: Eukaryota; Metazoa; Arthropoda; Insecta; Hemiptera; Pentatomidae.
UGCAAAGACCGCUUCAAUUUGAAUCAGCUUAUAAAAUAGUUAACUAUCAAUUGUCUUGGGAGUUUCAACAGGAUUGGAUAUUAUAGCUAGCUGUUUUCUUAUAGCGAAAUAAAGCAGCAUUAAUAUGAAACCCGUAAUAACUCGUAGAUUUACGAUGAGAAUUCUUCGAAUCUCUCUGGUUAUUGUCAAAAAUGAGAAUAAAGUUCUGCUUGGUUUAUGCAAACGUGGAUUUAAUAAAGAUAAAUACUGCGUUCCUGGAGGUGUCCUACAACCUAAAGAAGAUUUGCAGUCCUGCGCUAUUAAGAACCCUAAAGAGCAGUGUGGUAUCACAAUAGAGAAGUUAGAGAAAGUUGGAAAAAUAGAAGUUAAAUUUGCAGGUGUCCAAGAACUGCUUCAGUUCCACAUAUUUAUGUCUGACUCAUACUCAGGAGACAUUAAAGAAACUAAAGAAAUGACACCUGAAUGGUUCCCAUUGAGUGACGUUCCGUAUGACAAAAUGUGGCAAGAUAUGACAGUCUGGUUACCUCAUGUACUUAAAGGAAAGAAAGUCAAAGCAUUCUUUAUUUACCAAAACGAGGAGCUUAUUUAUCAAGAUUUAACAACAGAAGCUAAUUUUGGGCCUAGGACAUCCUCCAGUGUUGCAAUAGUAUAAGUAAAAAUUAAAGUAAAAGCAUGAGUUAAAAUAAUAUGGAUGACAGAAAUUUACUUGACAAAAUAUUUCAUCAUUCAAGAUCUAUUCGAUUUGAUUUAUUUUGAAGUACUGAAAAACAAUGAAAAUUCAAAAGGUCCAAAGCAUCCUUUUUUACUACAGAGAGGCAUUUGCAAGAAAAUAAGGCAGUAUAAGCAUUACAUCUUCCCAAUAAAGAGUUAUUUUGUUUCUGAUAGU